Messenger RNA from Cyclopterus lumpus (lumpfish), 1624 nucleotides. It is a transcript of the gene vegfc, whose product is annotated as vascular endothelial growth factor c. Gene Ontology annotation, molecular function: vascular endothelial growth factor receptor 3 binding; growth factor activity; chemoattractant activity. Gene Ontology annotation, biological process: induction of positive chemotaxis; positive regulation of angiogenesis; positive regulation of mast cell chemotaxis. Gene Ontology annotation, cellular component: membrane. The record is from RefSeq and is a predicted model, not a curated record. NCBI's taxonomy places the organism in Eukaryota, Metazoa, Chordata, Actinopteri, Perciformes, Cyclopteridae.
CGAGCGGCCAAAUGAAAGAGAGUUAUCAGCGGCAUUUGGAGAGGGGAGCGCAGCCACAGGGGAGGUUUUUUUAAACUUUCCUCUCCAUGCUUCUCGGAUCGUAACCGCGUGAGGACUUUAUCAACAUGCACCCCCCUUUAGUACCUCUUCUACUGGCCUACCUGCUCUACACGAACCUGGCCAGCGACCUUAGCCACAGCGACGACGAUGAUUACUACGAGCCGGACUCUCCCCCAAAGCCAGAUAUGGAGGAGAAGUUGCGUUCAGCUUCUAAUGUGGAUGAACUGAUGAGUCUUAUUUAUCCAUCAUACUGGGCCGCUCUGAAGUGCAGAUCCAAACUAUCUGCUGCCCCUCCCGCCUUCAAGCUCCAACCUCGCCUACUGAGGCCGCUGGCCGAUACAGAAGAGCCAAUAUUUGCUGCUGCGUACCUCAACUUGGAUGUCCUGAAAAGUAUAGAGUCGGAGUGGAGGAAGACUCAGUGCAUGCGGGAAGUGUGUGUCGACGUGGGCAGGGAGUUCGGGGCUGCCACCAACAUCUUCUAUAAACCACCCUGUGUGUCCGUCUACAGAUGUGGGGGAUGCUGCCACUCUGAAGACAAACAAUGCAGGAAUAUCUCCACUGGUUACCUCAGCAAAACACUGUUUGAGAUCACAGUGCCGAUCACCCAAGGCACCAAGCCGGUGACCAUCAGUGUGGCCAACCACACGCAGUGCAGCUGCCUGUCCAAACUGGACGUCUACAAACAAGUUCACAGCAUUAUCAGGAGAUCCCUGCCGGAGUGUCCAAUCGCCAACAGAACGUGUCCUCCUGGUCAGUCAUGGAGCAGCAGGCAGUGUUGGUGUGUCGGCCUCAGCACCAAUGUACACCGCAACCCCCCUCCUCCACCACUGCCUCCUCCCAGGCCCUCCAAACAGCACCUCGACGUGUUCUCAGCGGACGUUUGUGGCUUGGAUAAGGAACUGGACCUGGAGACCUGUCAGUGUGCGUGUCGCCGCGGGGAUCGAACUCAAGACUGCGGCCCGAACCGACACCUCGACCGUAAUACCUGCCAGUGCGUCUGCAACCUUCCGCCUGCUCCCUUCUGCCCUCAGAACCAUGUCUUCAACAAGGACACUUGCCAGUGCACAUGUAGCAAGACGUGUCCGCGGCACCAGCCCCUCAAUAAAACUAGGUGUUCCUGCGAGUGUAAUGAGUCGCCCAACAAGUGCUUCCUAAAGGGAAGGAGGUUUCACCAAGCCACAUGCAGUUGUCUCAGGCCUCACUGUGAGGUAAGGAGGCGGAGGUGUGAACCAGGUCUCUCCUUCAGCGAGGAAGUGUGUCGCUGCGUGCCGUCCCACUGGAGACGACUGGACUAAUCGCAGGCUGACAACAUGCCAACGACACGCUAACGAGCAGAUAACAGACUUAACAAGUAGAGUUUAUCAGCCAUCCUGCUGCUGGUCAUGAGUAUCCUGUCAGCUAAGUGUCCUAAGUGUGCAAACCCUGGUGAACGUGGGGGAACCUUUAGUGACUGGAGUGCAGAUAUGGAGAGCUCUGGGGGAAGUGGGAAAUGCACUGACUCAGCUUGAGGGACAUUUGAUGGGAGAGCGGCUGAUCGGAGCCCAGAGAAGGAUGAAAGGAAGGA